AUGGUGCAGAAACGAGAAUCUCAGACGAUAGAGAACCCAUUUAUCAAGCCACAAAACCGAGAAUGGUCCAUAGCUGCCCCAGCAUCCCUUAACGCGCCUGUCUCCCCUCCCCGAAAACGACGCCGCCAUAGCUCUCCAGCAAGCGCGCAAGCGGAGCCUAGAAGCUUGCCAACCGCAGCGUCAAGCCCUCUCCUCGCUGCAAUUGAAGCCGGUGAGGCUCGCAUAGAUGACCACCUGCAAGUGUUUUCCUCCCGCCUUCGCGCCGCGACUCGAGACCGGGUGCCUCUAGUGCCCCGUCUUCGACAUUCGGAAUGGAUUGAGCUUUAUCAACGAAAUCAGCAUCCGCAUGGUAGACAUUUUGUGAUCCAUCAGCACGACCAUCCUGUCGCGGGCCCACAUUAUGACCUGCGCCUCCAGUUCUCGGAGACGAGCUCGUUGAGUUUCGCGAUCAUGUAUGGGCUACCGGAAUCGGCAUCGGCAAGUUCUGGGAGCAUGAUAAUCUGGGAUACGGGAGAGUAUUCUAUACUUCCAUACUACACGCCGAAGGAGCAAGUUGAAACGGACUGUUCUCACUCAAAUUCCAGCGAUAUAUCCUCCGUCAUUGACGAAGUCGAUAUGUCGGAGAGUGACAAGUUGAAGCAGGCUUUUCAACAGCGAAAAAUUCGCUUAAGGCUACAAGGAACCCGCUUGCCUCCGGGGUACACAGUGACUCUACGACUCACCACAGAUAACGAUGCCUCCGAGCAGCCCAAGAAGCCGGUUAGACAAAGGCGGAUUGCCGCUUCGCGUGUUAGAACAACGACUUCUACGCCGCCUUCCUCUGGUGAGAACGAUGAGGAGCCAUUCAAUAGAACAACUCCUCGCGGAAACAAUUUUGCAAACCAUUCCGACGGAGAGGACGAAAAGGUUCGAAUUACCAACGCUUACCCUGGUGCAACCAAUUCAAUUUCGUCGAUCCAUCAGAGAAGGUGGUAUCUAUCGCUCGACCGUGUGAAUUCGGGGUUUGCGCGCCGUUUUGAUGCUUCGACUGGGAAAUAUCUUUGGGAGAGGAAGCAAGCUGAAGAUUCCAAGGGGGCGGUUCGACAGUCAGGGUUCGAGCCGUUUUUCGUGCGUGGGCCAGAGGUUGAGCGGAGUGUUGUCACAGGGCGUCUGGGGCGUGAUGUUUUGGAGGACGAAGGAGUUGAAAAGUUCGUAGGACGCAGAGGUUGGAGACCUGUUCUCAACUAA
Messenger RNA from Uncinocarpus reesii 1704, 1227 nucleotides. RefSeq lists its product as uncharacterized. Bases 1 to 1227 code for a protein of 408 amino acids. Lineage: Eukaryota; Fungi; Ascomycota; Eurotiomycetes; Onygenales; Onygenaceae. The transcript is spliced from 3 exons. The record is from RefSeq and is a predicted model, not a curated record.